GGGUCAGGGUGUGAUGAGUGGUGGGGAAUUGUUUUGUGCAUUGUUUUUAAACCCACCGAGGAGCGUAAUCAUGAUUACCAACUGGACUAUCUCUUUGAAGUGGAUGAAUGCCUAAUGACUUAUUACGCAUUUGGACUUGGAGACCCUACUUUUUUUAUUAAAAUUACGGCAGAAUAUGGAGGGGAAUGGUCUCGUACAUAUUAUACGUCAGAAUAUGUUAAAGUGGAAUCGCAUCAUCUUUGGCUGCAUAGUCUGUCCAAGGAAUGUUUACUUCCAACAGAGAUUGAUAAUAAGCGAUUCCAUGAAGUUGAGCUUGAAAUAGAGACCGGGCGCAUGGAGGUGGAGAAAAUUGGGCUUCGUGUGGUAUAAAAGCAAGACAUUGAAGAUCCCAAUUGAGAUGCUUUCUUCAGUUGGUGAUGAAAUCUAGGGUUUGAAGAUCCCAACCAAAAUAUGCGAAGCCCAUGAUGAGGAUGAUGGGGAAUUCUUUUCUUCACUUCUUUUACCUAAAUUUACAAAAGACACCUUGCCUUGUUCAGAUGUUGAUUUUCCUCAAUGAUUUGCACACCUACGUAUAAUUGAAGUUAGAUAAACGAAGGCCUGUUUGUUCUUUCUCUAAAAGGAGCAGCAAUAGAAGUGUUCCCAUCAUCCGUUGGACGUUUGACUGCCCUUCAGGAGUUAAAUCUAAGUGAUUGCAAAAAUCUUGUGUCUUCCUAGCAACAUUUGUAGUUUGAAGAUGCUAAAAAAUCUUCAUCUUUUUGAAUGCUCAAAAUUUGUCAACUUGCCAGAGAAUCUAAGGAAUCUUGAAAGCCUGUUUAAUCUUUCUCUAAGAGGAAUAGCAAUAGAAUUGUUGCCAUCUUCCGUUGGACGUUUGACUGCCCUUCGGCAUUUGAAUUUAAGUGAUUGCGAAAAUCUUUUGUGUCUUCCUGAAAGCAUCUCCCAACUCUCUAGAAUUACAAGGCUCAACUUGGAUGGUUGCAAGAGGCUUCGAUGGUUACCAGAUAUUCGGUCACAAGAUUGUAAUAUAAAUGUAAACAACUGUACCACACUGGAGAGAUUCCCAGAAAGCCCAAAAAAUUGUCCCUUCUGGUGUCGUCACUUUGAUUUCUGUGUCGCGUGUGUCAAUUGCUUCAAUAUUCAAUUCUGUGUCAAGGGACUAACAAGUGGUAAAUUAGUGGGGAGAUUACCUUACGUUCUUCCUGUAAAACAAAUUCCAAAUGGAUUUGAAAAGGCCAACAUACGUGAUAGUUCAGUUUUGGCAUCUCCAAGUUUCCACAGAUGCGAUUAUUCAGUGAACAUGCAAUUGCCACGGUCGGGGUUUGAUGAGUUGUGGGCAAUUCUUUUGUGCGUUGUUUUUGUACCCUGCGAGCAUUAUAAUCACUCACAUUAUCUGAUUGAAAUCAAAUCGAAUAAAGUAUGGUUUCAACGUAUUGCGUCAGAAUAUGGUAAAAUUGAAUCGCAUCACCUUGCGCUGAGCCUGCACUAUUUGAAUUUCUUCGAUCUGGAAACCCCUGGCUGGUCUAUUGAUGAGAAGGGAUUCCAUGAAGUUGAGUUUACAAGCUACCGGGAGCGUGGAGGUGGAGACAGUAGGGUUCCGUUUGUUAAACAAGCAAGACAUCACAUCAAAGACUCGGAUGAUUGGGAGGAAGUCUGGGACGAUGGGACACGGGCAUAGAUUGUGAGGAAUCCAGUCAAGAGAAUUUUUUUCCUCAUCUUU
Quercus lobata is the source of this 1714-nucleotide messenger RNA. RefSeq lists its product as uncharacterized. Bases 734 to 1672 code for a protein of 312 amino acids. Lineage: Eukaryota; Viridiplantae; Streptophyta; Magnoliopsida; Fagales; Fagaceae. The transcript has 3 exons. The record is from RefSeq and is a predicted model, not a curated record.